Molecule: messenger RNA, 476 nt
Organism: Salvelinus sp. IW2-2015
Lineage: Eukaryota; Metazoa; Chordata; Actinopteri; Salmoniformes; Salmonidae
Source: RefSeq, a predicted model, not a curated record
CAGUAGUGGGGAUAAAGUCAUGUGCCCCCAACUCACCCCUGAGUUCCUGAGGUCAUCACAUGGCUGGCAGACACACCCUCUUGCCCAGUCAGCCCUGGGGGAGGACAACUCUGGAUCCCAUCCUCUCCAGUGGAGUUACACUCUAUUCAGUAUUCACUCAGAGUUUGAAGGAGUGGGGCGCCCGGGCGAAAUGAGACACCAGCGUAGCAAUGAGCAGCGUGACCUGGCUCUGCUGGGCUACUUCAGCCAGCUGCAGUCCCCUGAACCAGGCUCCGUCAGACCCCUGCACGGCUUCACCCCCUACCAGGUUCGCCAUUCAGCAGUGGCGGUGGGGGUGACGCACUGUGAGGUGGCAACAGCUCAUGUGCUCUACGCUGCCAAUGCCAGUCUGGUGAGGCUGUGCUGUCUGAAUGAGAAGGUAUCAGGCAGUUCUGCUCUCUCAAACCCCUGUCUGUCCCUGCGUGGGAUUUGGUAAG